Molecule: messenger RNA, 2038 nt
Organism: Myodes glareolus (Bank vole)
Lineage: Eukaryota; Metazoa; Chordata; Mammalia; Rodentia; Cricetidae
Source: RefSeq, a predicted model, not a curated record
UGUGGGUUUGCUCCGCUCAGUUUAGCGAGCAGCCGUGAUCAGGUCAGUAGUCUUAGGUGAAGAGGCGGAGGAGAUUACGCGUUACCGGGUCUUUUCUCCACCGAGCUUUCAGCCGGCGAGGGUGCACCCCAGAGGCGAACCUAUUCAGGGUUUCUGCCUCCAGCUCCUCUCGCCGUUUCGGAACGUGAACCGGCGUUCACCUCAUCGUCUAAGCGCCACUCUCGAGAAGCGGAGGCAGGAUGGAGUUCAAGCUGGAGGCUCACCGCAUCGUCAGCAUCUCCCUCGGCAAGAUCUACAACUCGCGGGUCCAGCGCGGCGGCAUCAAGCUGCACAAGAACCUCUUGGUGUCGUUGGUGCUGCGCAGCGCCCGCCAGGUCUACCUGAGUGACCCAUGCCCUGGCCUCUACCUGGCCGGCCCUACGGGUACUCCGGCGGUGCCACCGCCUCAGCAGCCCGGAGAGCCGGUGGCCGGGCCACCCUCGGGCUGGGGAGAACCGCCUCCCCCUGCCGGCCGCGCCGCCUGGCCGGAGCCCGAGCCGCCGCCUCAGCGCCCCAUGGUGUGCCACACACCGGGAGCGGGAAGCUCAGAGCCGGUGACUUCAGUGGCCGGAGCAGGGGACGCUCUCCGCGGCGGAGAGACGGACUCGGCGGCAGCUGCUUGCUGUCCCCCGGCCCGGGAGGAGCAGCCUGUCGGGGACGGCUCCCCCGCGCCACCCGCCCCGUGUCCCAGGAAGCGCGGCGCAGCGGGAGUGGGUGGUGGCCGCGCUGGUUGCCCGGCGCCUGGCUCGACCCCUCUCAAGAAGCCGCGCCGGAACUCGGAGGAGCAGCCGAGCACCACCGAUGAGGACACCGACGAGGAGAUGGAGACCGGGAACGUGGCAAACCUCAUCAGCAUCUUCGGGUCUAGCUUCUCGGGACUCCUACGGAAAAGCCCUGCGGGCGGCCGGGAGGAAGAGGAGGCGGAGGAGAGCGGCCCGGAAGCCGCCGAACCCGGGCAGAUCUGCUGCGACAAGCCGGUGCUGAGAGACAUGAGCCCCUGGAGCACAGCCAUCGUGGCCUUCUGAGUUCCCGGGGCCCGAGCGGCUGGAGCUUGAGCAGCGGGCGUCCCCGAAGUGCGGCCGUGGCCUUUUCCCGGCCUCGAGGGCGAGCCGAGACCGUUGGCGCUGGGCGCGAAGGGGAGACUGGUUGCUGCCGGGCAGCACAUCGCCCCGAACGGGGCAGCCCGGCUGGGCCGUGGCUCUCGAGUCUCACGUAGAGACCUAGAGUUGGAGGCUUAUCGGAAGAGGACGAUCGAUCGUUAACUUUUGUGUCUGUGUGUGUCCGUGUGUAAGUUUGUCUUGUGUUGAGACUGUUUGUUCUGUGGUUCUGGAAUGCACCACCCCUUCCCCGGGGCUUGAGACUUUUGGGGGCGCAGACCGGGACUUUCCUCCGCCAGCAGCACAGAAAAGGAAGCUGCUGAAAGGCUCGAGGCAGGGGAGUUCCCCGCUCGAUCUUGGGGGAGAGAGGGACUUUACACACUCUCAUGAAAGCUAGAACCUCAUCAGGCGCGGAGUGGCGUUUCCUCACAGGAUUUCCUCAGACUAGAGGGAGUUCGUCUGGAGUAGAGACUUGUAUUAUUUUUCUCCCUCCCCACCUUUCUCUAGCACAGAAGAAGCGCUUCUACCCUGUGAUUACUCUGGGACAGCAGAACAUUAAGGGACCUUCAAUUCCCCAAAGGGGAAAAAAAGCUUGGUGAACUUCACAGAAGAGUUCAAGCUUGGAAAUACGGAGUUUAUAGAGAAAAGAUAUAUUUUUAAAAGCUCUAGCUCAGAACUUACUACACAGUGCUUUUAAAAAGUGUUUAAUGAAACAAAGUUUACAGACGAGCUCUAAGUGGAAGGACCUUAUGGUUUUGUAGAUAUGGUGACUCCAGUCUUUGUUGUAUAAAGGUUGGGGGAGCUGAUAAGGGUUUUGUACAGUAUUUUCUCCUCCUCUGUAUUGAUUUUUGUAUAAAAAUGUAACUUUACGUGUCUAACACGUAUUAAAUAUUUUGAAGCAA